AUGCCACCUAAACAAACACCCCCCGCCAAGCAAGUCAAGGGAAAGUCCAAGGCAGCUCAAAAGGAAGAGAAGAAAUAACAGAAACAGGUUAAGACUUAACCAAAAGCUGCACCAGCUCCUCAAGCUAAGCCAGGAAAGAAGGAGAAGAGACAGAAGAAGCCCAAGGAUGCACCCAAGAAGCCAAUGAGCGCCUUUUUCUGCUAUCAGCAGGCAAGAAGAGAUGCACUCAAGAAAGAAGCUCCAGAACUCAACCAUAAAGAUAUCAUUAAGAGAAUGAGUGAGGAGUGGAAGGUUUUGACAGACGCUGACAAGCAGUAAUACCAGGCUUAAUCAGAUAGAGGUAGAGAAAAGUACGAUAAAGACAUGAAGGCUUAUAAAGAUAAGCUAGCAAAAGCUGAGGGUGCUCAAGCCGCCGAUAAAGGUGAUAGCGUUCUUGGAAAGAAGAAACAAAAGGAAUCUGCCAAGCCAGUUAAAGUCGAGAAGGAGGUAGCCAAAGCUGCACCUGCUACCAAGGGCAAAGCUGAUGAUAAAAAAGCAAAAGCCCCUAAAGUUGCUGCAGGAAAGGUAGUCAAAGCAACCAAGACCAAGAAAGCUUCAGCUGGUGAAGAGGUGAAUGCUGAAGAGAAGAAGGUCGAGAAACCCAAGGCAAAACCAACUCCAGUUCAACAGGCUCAGGACAAUCACAUCGCUCCAGUCUAGCAAGUUCACCAUGAUCAAAAUGGAGAUGCCAAGCAUCACGAUCACUAGCAUCUUCUUCAAGAUCACCAAGCCCUCGCUUUAUAAAAUGACAACGACAACGAUGACGAAGAGGAACUAGACCUCGAAGAAAAUAAUGAAGAUGAUGAUAACAUUGAAGACAAUGAUGAAGGAGAAGAUGAAAAUGAUGAAUUCGAUGAAUGA
Messenger RNA from Stylonychia lemnae, 900 nucleotides. The record is from the annotation of a GenBank genome assembly. NCBI's taxonomy places the organism in Eukaryota, Ciliophora, Spirotrichea, Sporadotrichida, Oxytrichidae.